Molecule: messenger RNA, 1774 nt
Organism: Rhopalosiphum maidis (corn leaf aphid)
Lineage: Eukaryota; Metazoa; Arthropoda; Insecta; Hemiptera; Aphididae
Product: alpha-tubulin N-acetyltransferase-like
Exons: 8
Coding region: 338-1213 (291 amino acids)
Biological process (GO): alpha-tubulin acetylation
Cellular component (GO): microtubule
Molecular function (GO): tubulin N-acetyltransferase activity
Source: RefSeq, a predicted model, not a curated record
GGAACGCUCAAUACUCUGUAGAAUUGUAGACCUGUACUGACUAUAAUAUACUUUCUGUGGUUUUACUGUGUCGUCCGUGAAAUCCACAGGUAACGGUUCCACUUCCUCUUUUUGUUUGUUCACCUCUCGCUGGUAACGCAUUUUAUUUUCGUCCAUUAUUAAACGUUUGCGACUCAACAGUCAACAAUAAUUCAUCUUAUUAUAUAAUCCACUUACGCAGUACGUACACGGGAAAUUCGAUUCUCUUUUAUAUUUGCUCAAAACUAUCGUAAGCGACGUUCGUCAGUCCGAUUAUUUUAUUUCAACAGUAUACCUAAAAACUAAAAAAAUCAACAUCAUGGAAUUCCAAUUCGAUCUGAGCAAUAUCGCCCGGGAUCAGAUCAUCAAAAUCGACAAUACACUAUUGCCAGUCGGCUACCAGAAAGAGGACCCAGAAUUGCAAAUGAUUAUUUCUAAUAUUUUGGAUAAAAUGGGGCAAGCUUCAGGAAUUGCUCAAGAGUUAAAAUCUCCAAUUACUUCAGCUGAAAAACUGAUGCGUUCAGAUCAUAUUCUAUAUUUAAUGACAGAACAAACUUCACCAGGACAUUUUGUUGUCGUUGGUUUGUUGAAAAUGGGAUGGAAAAAGUUGUAUUUGUUUAAUAAAAAAGGUUCAAGAACUGAAGCUAUGGUCUACUGUUUACUUGAUUUUUAUAUUCAUGAAACCAAACAACGUCAUGGAUAUGGAAUAAAACUUAUGGAUUACAUGUUAAAAGAUAAUCAAAUUCAAGCAAGCCAAUUAGCUGUUGAUCAACCUACAAAUAAACUUUUACAAUUCUUAUGGAAAUAUUUCAACUUAUCUAAAUUAGUUAAUCAAGGAAACAAUUUUGUAAUUUUUGAAGAAUUCUUCGAAAAUAAUGCUUCAUCUGAUAAGGAGACUGGUAGUGAUCGAUCAAGUGGAUAUAAAAGUCAACCAACAUUUGGACGUCAUGGCGCAGCUAGGCAACAAGAUUGCAUGGCAAAUAUUCUAUACGGAGCAAAACCAACAGAGACUCAAAAUGGAAAUUCAAAUGAAAAUGCCAAUAGAGUUGAAUAUCAACAGCGAGAAAAUAAACAGCAUAAAGAAGAACAUCAUGUUGAAGUGCAACAUCACGUUGUAGAUGAAGGUGAUGGACAUACAUCAAACCACACUCAUCCAAAAUUAGAUCUCAAGAAUUUUCAUACUCAAUUAUGGUAAUCACUUAUACCUCGCCUUUUCUAAUAGGUGGUAGCUUAUUAUUUGUUACAUAUUUAUUACUGUAUUCUAUUAACUCUUGUUAAUUUAUACUAAUCCUAAAUAUGACUGCAAUUAUAAAGUAGAAUUAAAAAAAAGAAAAAAAUUUAAAAAAAUAUUGCACUAAUGGUCAUUCACUACAAAAUACUAAUUUAAUAAACAUAACAUUUGAUACAGCCAACUUUAAAAAAUAAUAUUUGGUAUACAAAUAAUAACACAAUAUUUUUAUUUUAUUCCUCAAAUUUUUAGUUGGUUGUGAGGUUGGUUGUUAGUCAAUAAGGCUAAUGCGUAAUUAAUUUAUAUUUUUAUAAUUUUUUUUAACCAUUUUAAUAUUUAACUUUAAUAACACGCAUUCUUCAUGUAAUAUUAACACUUUAAAAUUGUUGAGUGAAUUUUUUGUUGUGAAAAACUAAUUGAAGAUUUGUAUACUUUUAUGUUGACUGUCUUAUGUCGUUACUCAAUGUAAGGUCAUUGUAUUGAAAAUUUAUUUCAUUUUAAAAGGCUGAAAAUGUAUUUUCUAUAGAA